AUGGAGCGCCGGGACAAGCACACGCUAGAAGAGCUUGUUUUCCAACCUCCCCUCCAUUCCCCCCCCUCCCCAGGGUCCUUCUUUCCCAUCGUUAAAGUUACGAAUCCCAUCAUUCUCAUCAUUGACCUCCAUCCAUAUUCGCCCUUUACAAACAUUCAAGCAAAAAGGGCAAAGAUAAAAAAUAAAAAUAAAAUAAAAAAUCUGCACCCUUCUCAUACUCGCGAUCAACAACCCGUCCCCAUGCACAACCCUAACCCUGCAAACCAGGGAGAGACUGUGUACCACGGGAACGGAAAACAGGAUGAUGAUGGUGGUGAUGCAGGGUGA
Molecule: messenger RNA, 327 nt
Organism: Morchella importuna
Lineage: Eukaryota; Fungi; Ascomycota; Pezizomycetes; Pezizales; Morchellaceae
Exons: 3
Coding region: 1-327 (108 amino acids)
Source: RefSeq, a predicted model, not a curated record